Messenger RNA from Pelobates cultripes (western spadefoot toad), 402 nucleotides. The record is from the annotation of a GenBank genome assembly. NCBI's taxonomy places the organism in Eukaryota, Metazoa, Chordata, Amphibia, Anura, Pelobatidae.
AUGGAGAAAGAGACGCACACCAUAACAACCAUGGAGGAACAGGAGCACAUUUUAACAACCACAGAGAAAGGGGUGCCCAAUAAAGCAAUAAUGGAGGAAGGGACACACACAGUAAUAACUAUGGAUACAUGGGCGCACACCAUAACAACUACGGAGAAAGGGGCUUCAAAGUCACAAUCAGAGAAAGGGGCACAUACAGUCACAGUCAAGAGGAAUAAAAAGCAGGAAAAGGGGAACACAAAGUCACAGGCAGUCACUCACUCACUGAGCACUCACAUUGAAGAAGAAAAGGAGACACAAACAAUAAAAGGCAAUGAGAAGGAAAAGCACAGUCACAAACGUAGUAACACAGAGAAAGGAAGCUUACUGCAGGGCCAGGCAGAGAUAGAGACACCAAUUUGA